AUGAAUCAGGUCUUCCCCCUUAUGUUUGCACUCUCUGUGAUAUUUCUAGGACUGUACCCCGGAACACAGAGCCAAUGGGUGCCAAAACCCCCAACUUUUCCUCCACUUUGUGCAGCUCAGAUUGGAACCGUAAAUCGUGCGUGCUAUAUGCUACCAUUCACAUCCAUCCAUCCACCCUCCCAUCCAUCCCCGACGCCCUCUCAUCCAUUGCUGACUCACUCUCCUCCUUCCUCUGACAACCCAAGUGGCAGCGGUCAUGGUCACAGGCAUGGGCACGGGCGCAGGCACAGAGAAACGCAUAUUGAACAUGAAUGCUGCCGAUGGUUAAAAGCAGUUGACACGGUCUGCGUUUGUGGAUUGCUGAUGCACUUGCCACCUUUUCUUUCUAGACCCCAACACAAUUACACUGUCGUUGUUGAAGAUUCAUGUAAUGUGACUUUCCAGUGCGGAUCAAGCUGGAUGAAGGUCUAA
Fraxinus pennsylvanica is the source of this 471-nucleotide messenger RNA. The record is from the annotation of a GenBank genome assembly. NCBI's taxonomy places the organism in Eukaryota, Viridiplantae, Streptophyta, Magnoliopsida, Lamiales, Oleaceae.